Messenger RNA from Drosophila ficusphila, 1799 nucleotides. Its product is annotated as zinc finger protein 184. Gene Ontology annotation, molecular function: DNA-binding transcription factor activity, RNA polymerase II-specific; zinc ion binding; RNA polymerase II transcription regulatory region sequence-specific DNA binding. Bases 251 to 1537 code for a protein of 428 amino acids. NCBI's taxonomy places the organism in Eukaryota, Metazoa, Arthropoda, Insecta, Diptera, Drosophilidae. The record is from RefSeq and is a predicted model, not a curated record. Gene Ontology annotation, biological process: regulation of transcription by RNA polymerase II. Gene Ontology annotation, cellular component: nucleus. The transcript has 2 exons.
AGCGCAGCCUCAGACGCCCGGCGACCGGUGAUCCGAGCAGACGCACCCAGUAUUAGGCCUGGGAUCAGUCCGAUCCGUCGAAACGAUUUCGAAUCCGUGGAAGUUCAAGAAUGAAGAGCUAAGACAACAAGUCGAGGAAGCACAUAAGGACACCACAUAUAAUGAAAGCCAGCCCACCUCCCCCUGCUUUUCAAGUGUGAAACCGAAGUGAACCCGUUGCCGUAGUCAAAAGAAAACCGAUACCGGUAUUAUGUUCUCGCUGCUGCUGCACCACCCGCUCGUCUGCCGCUGCUGUCUGCUGGAGCAGCCGCCGCUCUACCACAGCCUCCAUGACGCCUCCAGCCGCCUGGCCGAGGAGCUGAAGGCCCUGGCCCCCGCCCUGCUCCUCCACCCCGGCGACAACCUCACCGACGUGAUCUGCGACCUCUGUCUGCGCCGCCUGCACGACGCCCGCGACUUCCAGCGGCGGUGCGAGCACUCCGAGCAGGUGCUCCGCUCCCGGCACGAGCAGUGGAAGCACACGGUGGCCGUGGGCGACGCCCUGGCCCUGGACGAUGUCCUCGAGUGCCUCGAGCGGGAGGUGGGCAGCCUGGAGGGACCGGGGACGUCCGAGCCUCAGCAGCCCGGCAAACCGGUGGCCUAUGUGGCGCCGCUUAUGGAGACCGUGGACUUUGAAAGCCUGGAGUUCCAAGAGAGCCCGUGCAGUGACUUCCGGAUCCCCACGUACUGGGAGUCGCCUUUGGACACGGGCAGCCUGAACACCCCGCCGCACCAGCCGGAGACCGCCGAGCCCUUCGAAGUCGCUCUGCCGGAGCUGCCCACGCCGCCGGAAUCGCCCGAGGAGCCAGCCCCGAAGCCCGCGGAGAAGCCGAAGAGGCGGAGGACCAAGCCGCGUCCGGACAUCCAGAAGGCGAAGCCCAAGCCGAAGCCGAAGACGGAGCGGACGGCCAACACCCCGCGAUCCUUGCACCCGUGCGCGGAGUGCGAGAAGAAGUUCACCCGCAACUUCCAGCUGAAGCUGCACAUGAUCGCCGUGCACGGGGUGGGCGAGAUGCGGUACCAGUGCGAGGAGUGCGGCAAGAGCUUCGCCUCGCGGCACAGCCUGCGGUACCACGUGAAGUCGGUGCACUCGACGGAGCGGCCCUUCGGCUGCCAGCACUGCGACCGGCGCUUCGUGCUGCGUACCCAGCUGCUCUCCCACCUGCGCACCCACACCGGCGAGGCCAAGCCGCGCAUCUUCGCCUGCCAGCGCUGCUCGAAGACGUGGCCGACCAAGUCGGACCUGCGCACCCACAUGCGCUCGCACAACCCCAACAUGGAGCGGCCCUUCAAGUGCGACCGCUGCUCGAAGGCCUUCUUCACCCGCGGCCACCUCAGCUCCCAUCUGCUGGUGCACACCGGCGAGAAGCCGUUCGCCUGCGAGUACUGCGACAAGUGCUACCAGAGCGUCGGCAACCUGAACAACCACAUGGUGCGCCAGCACGCGGACAUCAUCGAAGCCCAGCUGGAGUCCUCGUCGGAGGCCGUCGAGAGCUGAGCUCCACCCGCUGGCUGCACUGGCUGCAUCCGGAUGGCGCGUCCUGGCGAGAGGCUGCACCAAGUAUUACGGCGCCGGCGCUCGCCGAGUUGAUGGUCUAAAUUUCCGUUUAACAUUAAAUAUAAUAUAUGUAAUGCUUAAGAUAAGGAAUCUUAAUCGUAACCUUAGAUGUAGGUAGCCGUACACCCAUCGUAUUGUCAUCAAAUUUAUUUUAGAUUUCUCUAAUUCAGUAAUAAAGGUGAUUAUAAAUAUUAGAAGUAAA